GCCUUCGAUCCUCCUCACCGGCGCGUCCGGUCCGGCGCCACUUUCUAUACAAUAUGACUUCCAGGUUGGAUCGUCUCCUCCUCCUCCUCGAUACCGGCUCGUCCAGCUCCGUCAGGAAUACCGCAGCCAAGCAGCUUGCUCAGCUCGCCGCAAAGAGCGUCAUCGGCGAUGUAUCUCUAGUCGAAGAGGAUGUAAAGGCAACCCGCCAACAUGUAUCGGUCGCCGACCAGUCUGCCUGGUCGGAGCUUAUGGCCGUUGUAGCUCGAAUUCUUCCAUAUUUACAUUCCAGGUCCCAUGAAACGCGCAGCGCUGCGUCUACCGCGCUCUCGCAAAUAUUCACUCUAGUACCGCUAUGGCAACCAUGUCCUGACGCGGACAGUAAAGAUCUUGAACCUCCCACCUCAUUACCGCCGCCAGAGUUCCCUUCGUUUUCUGUACGCGAACUGAUGGAGAAGGGAACACUUCUGCUAGCAUCCUCAGGGAAAGAAUUCACAAAGCCGACCGGCAUCCUAGCCAGCUCAUCCGAAGUGAAGAAAGCUCGCAAAGAAGCAAUGGGCCGCCUUGGUCUAGGCUUCCUCGAUAGCUUCGGUGAAGAAGAUGACAUGGAUAUCGAGAAGGAACUGGUCGCCGACGAGGUUGACCAGGACGCCGACAUGGAAGCUGGAACGAAGGUAGAAGAAGGCUCUCCUGUUUCGGAUACUGUCUUCGUCAAGAAAGAGCCCUCCCCUCCUACGCGUUCCAGGACGACCACUCCGGCUGUGGCUAUCAGUGAUACCAUCGAUGUAGCCAUGACAGACGACACAUCCGCGCUAUCCGCUCGCGAGCGGAACAGGUUGAAGCGCAAGCGCAAGGCGGGAAAUGGAGCUUACGUUGCACCUCCGCCUCAGCAAGCUUCUGGGUCGAAGUACACCGCGACGACUGCUGGGCAAUCCAAGGCAAGGCUCGUCUCCUCAGAAGACCAGUCCGGAGGCCAAUUCAGACGUGGUGGUCCGCUAUCUCCCCGUGACAAUUCUCCCCAAGAGAAAGUGGUCAUCGACCCCUCAAAGGGAGGUGCCGUAUCGCCCAAGGCCGAAAAGCAGUCGAAAGCACUUGAGGUUCCCCAGGGGUGCUGGGUAUGGGACGGUCUUGCGAAAAUCCUGGAAGUUGAUUUGUUCAGCCCUGCCUGGGAAGUACGACAUGGCGCCGCGAUGGCCCUUCGGGAACUGUUGAAGCUGCAGGGCAAGUACGGCGGCAUGCAUGCCGAUAUGUCUUGGGACGAUAACAAACUCGCUCACGAACGAUGGUGCAAUGACCUCGCGGUGAAGUUCCUUUGUAUAUUUGUUCUCGACAGAUUCGGAGACUUUGUUUCGGAUCAGGUCGUCGCUCCCGUACGAGAGAUGGUGUCGCAAACACUCGCCUCGCUCCUCCUGCACAUGCCUCGGCGGUCCGUGCUUCACGUGCACUCAGUUCUUCUCCAGAUGAUCCGACAGGAUUUCCCCAUUCCCGCCAAAACCUCGAAGGGUAAGGCUCAGGAUGGCAACGAGAGAGGCCAUGUGUGGGAAGUCCGCCACGCCGGCCUGCUCGGAAUAAAGUACGAAGUGGCUGUCAGGAGCGAUCUGGUGAGCUGUGAUAUACCUGUGGAUCAGGCCACCUCUCAAGAUGGCAAGGAAGUCCUGAGGGGCGUUGUCGAUGCGGCUGUGUUGGGGCUCGGUGAUCGAGAUGAUGAUGUCCGCUCCGUCGCGGCAUCUUGUCUGCUUCCGGUUGCAGGGCACCUGGUCGAACGCCUACCGGAAGAGCUGAGCCGAGUCCUGGCUGUGCUCUGGACUUGUCUGAGCUCAAUGAAGGACGACCUCAGUUCCAGCGUCGGCGCUGUCAUGGAUCUUCUCGGGAAGCUCGUGACGUAUGAAGAAGUCAUUGAGAUUAUUGCCGACGAGUCGAGAUCACAUCCCAUUACCGUCCUCGCUCCGACUCUAUUUCCGUUCUUCCGGCACACAAUUGUCAAUGUUCGGCUCGCUGUGGUGAAGACGCUGUCGACGUUCAUGACGGUCCAGUCUUUACCGAAAGAAUGGAUGGACCUUCACCUACUCCGCUUGCUCUAUCAGAAUCUGGUGGUCGAAGAACGGUCGGACAUCCGUGAUGCCACCCUCGCAGCAUGGCGGCUUGUCUUGUCGAUUAUGAGCGCCGUCGCUGGAUGGUUGGAGUCCCUGGUUACUCAGCAAGUUCUUCUGGAAUGGUACGCGGUAAUUAUGACGCCGCUGGGAUUGCCACUCGAAUCUUCGAGCUUCUACGAUCCCACGGUGACCAUGGAACACGACGGCGCGCCGGAGAGGCACAAUGUUGACAAGAACAUGCUCGCGCAAGAUUUAGCUCUCGUGUCGGUAGAAACCGUUCUAAAGGCGCGAAUAGCGGCAGCCUCGGCUCUGGCGUUCAUCAUGGCGUACUGGCCUAAUACAGGUCAGGGUAUGACGCUUGAGGACAUGUUCAAACCGAUCCUUGUUCACUACAUCGACUCGACAAGCAUGCUGCAAAAGUUCCUGGCGGCUAUCGUCUCCGAGGAAUGGGCAAAGGAUUAUGACGCUCGUGCCGGUCCUUCCGCUCCGUUGCUUACCAAAAAGUCCUCUCUCGCGGCUGAAGUCAGCGGAAAGACGCUCUCCUUUCUCCAAGCCGAUCCUCCCGCUGCAUACCACGAAAUGGCGUUCACUCUCGCGCGCAUCCACGGCGAAUGCUACAACCUCUUGCAGUCAUUCGCACACGAUUGCAAGCUUCCUCAGUCGUCGAUACCACCCCUGGGUAGUGAGGUGGACAUCACGGGUACGAAGCCAGAGUGCUUCACUAUCCAGACUGCACAGGACGCUGUCGGUGAUAUGUUCACGAAGCUGAGAGAUAGUUUAGGCCGAACGAAGAAGCGAGAGUUGGCGAUUAUUAAGGAGAAGCAGGCGAAAGUCAUUACCAGCAUUGAGCGGUAUAUCGAGGUGAAGGCGCAGUAUGACACACGGGUGUGUGCUGCAUUUGCCGCUGCGUUCGUGGCGUUCAAAAGCACUCCGGACAAAGUCAGCCCGAUCGUCAAAGGCAUCAUGAAUAGCAUCAAGAACGAGGACAACCAGGAUUUGCAGGCUCGGUCUGCCGUUGCUGUCGCGACGUUUGUCGAUUUCUGUACACAGCGCGGUCUUUUCAUGCCUCCGGAGAAGAUCGUCAAGAAUUUGUGCACGUUCCUCUGUCAAGACAUUGACCAGACGCCUACAUUCGCCCAAGCGCGCAAGACUCUAGGAGGCAUCCUGUCGUUCUCGAGGGGAUCCGGGACAAAUGGAAGCAGCAAACCAAACAUAGAGAAACCUGAGCUCACUCCUGCAGAAGCGGCUCAGGCGCGGCUGUCUCGAAGGGGAGCGCAACUUGCAUUCGUGGAGCUAUCGAGGAAGUUCGGCCCUCGAAUGCUGGAUGUGGUGCCGAAGAUGUGGCAGUCUAUGGCUGGCGGACUGCUCAGCGCUUGCCAGACUGACUCAGUGAGCAAGAUGGACAAGGCCAUUGAGAAGCAGUUCGGUCAAGAUCUCAUCGAUUCCUUCAGCGUUCUUGACGCGAUUGUGCCGACGUUCCAUGAGGAGCUCUGGCCAAAGUUUGGCGAGCUGUUCCCUAUGAUCACUUUGGCACUGCGCAGUAAGUUUGCGAUCAUCCGCCAGUCGGCUGCUCGGAGUUUUGCGACCAUUUGCGAUACAAUGACUGUCGAUGCCAUGCGAUGUGUCGUUGAAGCUGUGCUGCCCUUCCUCGGUGAUGAAGUGAACCUAGCGUACAGGCAGGGUGCGGUGGAAUUGAUUUAUCACAUCGUUCAGAAGCUCGAUAUCAAAGCAUUGCCAUACGUUAUCUUUAUGGUCGUGCCUGUCCUUGGGCGCAUGAGUGAUUCGGACGACGACAUUCGUUCUACGGCGACGAACACGUUUGCUUCCUUGGUCAAGAUGGUUCCAUUAGAAGCCGGUCUACCUGACCCUCCCGGCUUCUCGGCGGAAUUGAUGCAGCGUCGCGAUGCUGAGCGGCAAUUCCUCACGCAAUUGCUCGAUGGCAGCAAGGUCCAACAGUACAACAUUCCUGUCACCAUCAAGGCAGAACUCCGUAAAUACCAACAGGAGGGAGUCAACUGGCUGGCAUUCCUGGCGAAGUACCAGUUGCACGGCAUCCUUUGCGAUGACAUGGGUCUCGGGAAGACGCUGCAAUCGAUCUGUAUACUGGCGAGCAAACAAUAUGAACGCGCAAAGCGAUAUGAGGAGACCAAGUCGCCUGAUUCCGUUCAUAUGCCAUCGCUGAUCAUCUGUCCGCCAACCCUUACUGGCCACUGGUACUAUGAGAUCCUGAAGUAUACCGACAACCUAAAGCCUGUCCUCUACACCGGGAAUUCGAGAGAACGGAGCAGACUUCUUGGCAAGGUCGAGAAAUAUGAUAUCGUUAUUACCUCGUACGAGGUUGUGCGGAACGAUAUUGCCAGCCUUGAGGACAUGAACUGGCAUUACUGCAUUCUCGACGAAGGCCACAUCAUCAAGAACGCGAAGACAAAGUUGACCAAAGCUGUCAAGUGCAUACGCUCUCACCAUCGCCUGAUCUUGUCUGGAACUCCGAUACAGAACAAUGUCUUGGAACUCUGGAGUCUAUUUGACUUCUUGAUGCCUGGAUUUCUUGGCACGGAAUCGCACUUCAACGAGCGUUUCAGCAAGCCCAUUCUGUCGAACCGAGAUGGGAAGUCUAAAAGUGGUGAAGCAGCCGCGCUUGCCCUGGAGGCUCUGCACAAGCAGGUUUUGCCGUUCCUUCUGCGUCGUUUGAAAGAGGAUGUUCUCCACGACUUGCCUCCGAAGAUCAUUCAAGACUACUAUUGCGAGCUAUCAGAUUUGCAAAAGUAUCUGUAUGAUGACUUUUCCAAGUCCCGCGCUGGCGCUACUGCUGAAGACGUCAUCCGAUCCGACAAGGGGGAUAAACACGAACAACAGCAUGUUUUCCAAUCGUUGCAGUACCUGCGGAAGUUGUGCAACCAUCCUGCGUUGGUGUUGAAGGAAAAAGAAGCAAUAAUAGAUGCGUUGAGCCACGCUGGGAAAAAAGCCAAUUCGGCGGAUUUGAGCGAUAUUCAUUACGCGCCGAAGCUGCUCGCACUUCGACAACUUCUCAUCGAAUGCGGCAUUGGGUCAACGCCAGUAGUUGCUAGUGACACCGUCAAGACGGAACUCGCAGAUGCCGAGCCGACAACGACCGGGGCAUUCUCGCAGCAUCGUGUCCUCAUCUUUUGUCAGAUGAAGCAGAUGCUCGACAUCAUCGAGAAAGACCUCUUCAAGCAACACAUGCCCUCGGUGACUUACAUGCGUUUGGAUGGUGGCACCGAAGCCAACAAGCGCCAUGCAAUCGUGCAGACGUUCAACUCGGAUCCCAGUAUUGACUGCCUAUUGCUCACAACGCACGUUGGAGGUCUUGGGCUGACUUUGACCGGAGCUGAUACCGUCAUCUUCGUCGAGCACGACUGGAACCCGAUGAAGGAUCUUCAGGCUAUGGAUCGGGCGCAUCGUAUCGGCCAGAAGAAGGUUGUUAAUGUGUACCGACUCAUCACGAAGGGAACGUUGGAGGAGAAGAUCAUGGGUCUGCAACGCUUCAAGCUGAAUAUUGCGAACUCAAUCGUGACGCAGCAGAACACAGGGCUUGCAUCCAUGGACACUGAUCUGGUCCUCGACCUGUUCAGACGAACGACGGAAAAUGAGGACUCUGCAGUCAGCAAGAAGAGAGAGAAGGAGUCCUCGGGCGUGAUGGGGCAGAAGAAUGUCUUGCGAGGCUUGGAGGAUCUUCCACCCGAGGAAGAGUACGAGGGUUUGGACCUCUCGAGUUUCAUGAGCACUCUCAAGCACUGAUGAUUAAUCUUAUUAACUCAAAUCCGGACUCUGCCAUGCAUUAGAUAGAUGUUGUAUUCUGAUUGUAUUGAUAGGAUACCACUUACUUAUCGCAGUAUAAUUGGUCUUACGCAACGUAUCUCUCUCACCGUGGCUGUAUCGCAUACACGCUGUCUCUCUGAUUUCUCAGUCGAGCUUGUCAAGUUUACUGUCAUGAGCUAUGUGCGUCAAUUGCGGC
Messenger RNA from Laetiporus sulphureus 93-53, 6066 nucleotides. RefSeq names its product SNF2 chromatin remodeling protein. Bases 54 to 5849 code for a protein of 1931 amino acids. Gene Ontology annotation, molecular function: ATP hydrolysis activity; ATP-dependent chromatin remodeler activity; DNA binding. Lineage: Eukaryota; Fungi; Basidiomycota; Agaricomycetes; Polyporales; Laetiporaceae. The transcript has 18 exons. The record is from RefSeq and is a predicted model, not a curated record.